AUGAGCACCUCAAGGGCAGCCAACCCGUUACAACAGAUGCACGAUGACGACGACCGACUCGCCCCUCCUUCCUCAGCUCAAAGCAAUAUCGCCUCGAAACGCGCAGCCAAGCUCCACCCGCUAGCAUUAUCCACCGCUGCAGCCCCAGUAAGACGCACCUUCUUUGCUCCUUGGAACAGUAGCUCGACUGGGCACCAAAGGGCCGAGAAUCGACUUUCAGGGUCGACGUCCUGGCGCGCUUCACGUAGUCUGAAGCUGGGCGAGCAAUACAAGGGCGGCUUGGCUGGUGGGAAGAGGAUUGCAGAUGCAGUCGGAGCCGGUAGCGAAGAUUUUGGCAAAGACGGAAGGAAGGCAAACGGCUGCUGGGAGAAGGGUGCGCAGGGUCUCCGGACAGAUGGACAGCAGAGCUUAGCAGACAUCUGGAGCUCCAGCAAGGCUGGCAAGAAGUCUGUCUCUGAGAAGAAGAUCCUGCUGGCAGAGUCCAGGCUGGAUUUAGAUCAAGAUACACUCGACGCAACAUUGGAACCCCAGGAAACCCCCAUAUUCGAAGGCUUGUGCUUUUACGUGAACGGCUCAACAGCUCCGCUAGUCUCAGACCACAGGCUGAAGCACCUCCUAGCAGCACACGGAGCCCGACAUUCGAUUGCACUAGGUCGAAGGACUGUCACACACGUUAUACUGGGUACAGCCAACGCAAAUGGGGGCGCAGGUGGUGGUCUAGCUGCCACCAAAAUACAGAAAGAGAUCGCCAGGACUGGCGGGAAGGCUGUCAAGUACGUCACAGUGAACUGGGUCCUCGAGUCCAUCAAGACCGGCCGUCGCCUCCCCGAAUCACGUUUUGCGCCACUCAAGCUUGCGCAUCAAAACCAGGGCAGUGUUCUAGGCAUGAUGAACCGCAGCAACGCUACCAGGAUAACGCACGGAUGA
Messenger RNA from Ascochyta rabiei, 927 nucleotides. RefSeq lists its product as uncharacterized. Bases 1 to 927 code for a protein of 308 amino acids. The record is from RefSeq and is a predicted model, not a curated record. The transcript has 3 exons. NCBI's taxonomy places the organism in Eukaryota, Fungi, Ascomycota, Dothideomycetes, Pleosporales, Didymellaceae.